Molecule: messenger RNA, 1326 nt
Organism: Schistocerca gregaria
Lineage: Eukaryota; Metazoa; Arthropoda; Insecta; Orthoptera; Acrididae
Product: small nuclear ribonucleoprotein-associated protein B-like
Exons: 3
Coding region: 288-1007 (239 amino acids)
Biological process (GO): mRNA splicing, via spliceosome
Cellular component (GO): U4 snRNP; catalytic step 2 spliceosome; U2-type prespliceosome
Molecular function (GO): RNA binding
Source: RefSeq, a predicted model, not a curated record
AAAUCCUGAAUUAGGCCAAGAGUUGUAGGAUAUGUGUACAUUAUUUUGAGUGUGGUUCAUGAUUUUUAGUCGGGUAUAGGGGUUGAAGAGUUGUAUGCGGCUAUUUAAGGAGGAAUUUUUUUUUGGUUAUUUUUUACGCUCUUAAGAUUUAUGUUGUCCCAUUGCCGGUCCUGAGUUUGUUUUUGAUCGGUCACACAGCUUCAUUUGUAUUCUGGCCUUGGACCGAGAGAGUUAGAAAUAUUGCAUUUUCUAGAAAUCGUCGACAAUUGCCUGCUUUUUUCUAACAGAUGGCUUCGAGAACAGGUAAGAUGCAACAAUGGUUGUACUACAAGAUCCGAGUGACAAUUCAAGAUCGACGCGAUAUAAUUGGGACUUUUAUGGCAUUUGAUCGUCAUAUGAAUUUGAUUAUUGCGGACGCGGAAGAAUUCAGACGCGUUGAGGGGAAAAGCAGUGGUUCUGGACAAAAGAAGUCAGAGGAGAAGAUUUUGAAACGAACCUUAGGGCUUGUAUUAUUGCGUGGUGAGAACAUAGUUAGUUUUUCGAUUGAGGGUCCCCCUCCACCGGAAGAGAGAAGGAAUAGGCAGGCGCCUGUCUUAAGCUCGGCAUGUCCUGGAAUUGGAAAGGCUGCAGGAAGAGGCAUUUCCCCAUUUCCAAACGUGAAUAUGGGCGCACAAGCACCUAUUCCAGGUCUCAGUGGUCCUGUCAAGGGUCUUGGCGGUCCCUCCCCUGUCAUGGUGCAACCAGGUAUGAACCCGUCUCUUAAGUUUCCUUCAGGUGUGAUGCAUGGAGGUAUCCCUCCAAAAUUUGCUGUCCCUGGAAUGCAGGGUAAAUUUCCACCUUUCCCUCCUGGAGCCAUGCCCCCCAAGUUCCCCAUGUCCAUGCCGCCUAUGUUUCCGCCUGGUGGGAUUCCGAACCUUCCACCUGGCAUGAUACCUAAGUAUCCCACGACCAUGUAUGGGCAUCCAGGUAUGAUACCCAAGUAUCCGCCGGGAUCGCCUCAUACCUAGCCCUCUUUUUUUUUUUUUAGGGGGCGGUAAUUCACAAUCUAUCAUCGAGCAAAGCCGUUCUCGGCCUUAAAUUAGCGCUUCUUCUGGAAAAUUACUAGUUGGAAAGUUUGCGCAUUGCAUCGUCGUAGAUUUUAUAUGAUUCGUCCUUUCCGAGUUUAAUUCAGGUCAAGGCUGAGCCUUUGAAAGCGGCGUGAGCUUUCAAAGGAUUACAGUUUUUUGUAUAUUUUUGAGAAUUAUUUCUCGCCGUUCAAUUACUAAUAAAGCAGCCUGCAACCAGUCCUUCGUUUGCAGGCGUGAUUUGCUUGAUGCAUCUAUAUCA